UAAUGAACUGGCCCCGGCGCGCCCGCUCUGCGCAUGCUCCGGCGUAAACAAUAUGCUAGGGAAAUUAGGUGUCUCUCUUUGGGAAGUCGAGUUUUAAAAAGCGCAGGCAGACCAUGAUAUGACGACUUCACUGAUCCUGCAUCCACGCUGGGCGGAUACCUUUAUGUACGUCUAUGAGGACACCCCGAAUGAACAUACCCAGAAUAAAACCCCAGGCAUGGAGGGGCUGAGUGGGAACUGCCCGGCGAGCCACUGCAGGGAUAUAAUCACUCACCCGGUCCUGGGGCGCCAUUCCAGCACCAUUGGGACUCACCAGGGCUCUGUCUACACGGAUAUCCCCGCGCCAGAACCUGCCCGGCAGUGCCCGGCGCCGCCGCCAGCCUCCUCCAACGCGACCCUGAGCUACGGCUACCCCUUUGGAGGCAGCUACUAUGGAUGCCGGCUGUCCCACUCCCACAACGUGAACUUACAACAAAAGCCUUGCUCCUACCACCCGGGAGAAAAGUACCCCGAACCCAGCGGUUCCCUCCCCAGCGAAGAACUAUCCUCAAGGGCCAAAGAGUUUGCUUUUUACCCCAGCUUUGCCAGCUCCUACCAGGCGGUCCCUGGCUACUUGGACGUCUCAGUGGUACCCGGGAUCAGUAGCCACCCAGAACCGAGGCAUGACACUUUGCUUCCCAUGGAAGGCUACCAGCAUUGGGCUCUGUCCAAUGGUUGGGAAGGGCAGGUUUAUUGCUCGAAAGAGCAGUCGCAGUCUACCCAUCUCUGGAAGUCACCUUUCCCAGACGUGGUUCCUCUCCAGCCCGAAGUGAGCAGCUACCGGAGAGGUCGGAAAAAGAGAGUCCCCUACGCGAAAAUGCAGCUGAAGGAGCUAGAGAAGGAGUACGCAGCGAGCAAGUUCAUUACCAAAGAGAAGCGAAGGCGGAUUUCGGCCACCACCAACCUCUCCGAGCGCCAGGUCACCAUCUGGUUCCAGAACCGGAGGGUGAAAGAGAAAAAGGUAGUCAGUAAAUCGAAAUCAGCGCAUCUCCACGCUACCUGACAUAGAAAUGGCUGAGGGGGGGAAGGGAGAGAGAGAGGAACACACGUAUUUAUCGGGUAGAUCUGUAUGAUAAGAACAUCCACCGCGAACUCCGUGCUGGCUCCAUUGAUUAUUUAAGAAUACCACCACCACCACCCAAAUAAUAGACUGUCUAUUUGAUCAUAGAUGAGAGCAUAUUUUGGUUGAAUCCGAAUCCGUCCUCCGACUGUGAAUAGCCGACACCCCUUGGUCCAGUUAACUGUGUAUAUUUAAGGAAAAAAAAAAAAGAAAAAAAAGAGCGUAGUUAUGUUAAAAGACCUGAAACCUGAAUGUUCCUUUAUAACUGUAUAGCCCUUCUUCACUGACCGAUCAUAUUUUUUGGCUCCUGUCGUCCGCUGGUGUUAAAUGUAUGGAGAACAUAGACAUGAGCUUUAUCUUCUGGCGUCACUAAAGGACCGAAAAGGCUGCUAUUGUUGGGAAGAGAAUCAUUUUUCCCCCCAUUAUGAUUACGAUGAUGAUGAUUAUUCUGUAUCACUUAAAAAAAAAUAACAAAACGCUAAUUGAGGUCACACGUGGAUGGAAAGUGACUUCCUAUAUAAUAUAUAUAUUUUUUUUUGGUAUGUUCUCAUGGGGGUUUAUAUAUCUCUGCCAUAGAACUGGAAUCUCUGUUCUCCACUGACAAUAUAGAAAGUGCACAGUAUUGUCUUGGGGUUGAUUAUCCCCCCCCCGCCCCCAAUAUAAAUCGACUAAUCAUCAACAGUGUUCUUUCGAUAUGUAAAAGCGACCAUUUUUUUUA
This is a messenger RNA of Alligator sinensis (Chinese alligator), 1817 nucleotides long. It is a transcript of the gene HOXC13, whose product is annotated as homeobox C13. Gene Ontology annotation, molecular function: DNA-binding transcription factor activity, RNA polymerase II-specific; RNA polymerase II cis-regulatory region sequence-specific DNA binding. The record is from RefSeq and is a predicted model, not a curated record. Gene Ontology annotation, biological process: regulation of transcription by RNA polymerase II. The coding region runs from base 119 to 1042 and encodes 307 amino acids. The transcript has 2 exons. Lineage: Eukaryota; Metazoa; Chordata; Crocodylia; Alligatoridae.